AUGACUAAAACUGUUUUAGAAAAUAUUGUGCAGGAAACUAUAACUUCUAAAUAUUUCUCAAUUAUCAUAGACUCUACACCUGAUAUAUCAAAAGUUGAUCAACUUACAGUUGCAAUAAGAUAUAUUCUACCAGACGGUUCACCUGUUGAACGUUUUUUGGGAUUUUUACCUUCGGUUGGUCAUAAGGCAAAAGAUAUGGAAUUGGCUCACUUUUUUUCUGAUCUUGGGAUUGACAUGAAAAACUGUAGAGGACAAAGUUAUGACAAUGCUCAAAAUAUGUCUGGAAUUUAUAAUGGAUUACAAUCCCCUGAAGAGACUAGUGUAGGUAAUCGGUUUUUUAUGAUCACUCAAGGUUUGUAUACUUUUUUUUCUGGUUCUACAUCACGUUGGAAGAUCUUAGAAAAUGAACUUAAUUCUAUUCCUAAUUCAACAUUGCUUAAAAAUGUGUGUCCUACAAGAUGGUCAUCAAGAUAUUUUGUUUGCAAGUCAAUAAAAAAUGGUCAUAAAAAGAUUGUUGUUGCAUUACAAAAUAUAUCAGAAGAUGUAAGUCAGAGGCCUGCUACAAGACAUGAAGCAUUAGCUCUAUUCAAAAAAAUGAAAAACCUAGAAUUUACAUUCAUGUUAGUCUUGUGGACACCUAUAUUAGAAAGAUUCAACAUGACCAGCAAAAGUUUACAAUGUGUUGAUAUGGAUUUAUCAUCGGUGAAAUUGCCCUUAAAAUAUUUACAUGCAUCAUGCAUGCCUUGUUCAAAUGCCAGUGGUGAACGCUCAUUUUCUGUUUUGAAAAGAGUAAAAACAUAUCUCCGUUCAUCAUUAGCUAAUGAAAAAACAUCAUAUUUAUCAUUAUUGUGCAUGGAGUCUAAAGUUGUAAAGAGUAUUGAUUGGAGUACUUUAGUCAAGAGAUUUGCCAAAGAUAAAGCAUGA
Myzus persicae (green peach aphid) is the source of this 924-nucleotide messenger RNA. RefSeq names its product zinc finger MYM-type protein 1-like. The record is from RefSeq and is a predicted model, not a curated record. The transcript is spliced from 3 exons. The coding region runs from base 1 to 924 and encodes 307 amino acids. NCBI's taxonomy places the organism in Eukaryota, Metazoa, Arthropoda, Insecta, Hemiptera, Aphididae. Gene Ontology annotation, molecular function: protein dimerization activity.